AUGGGAUGCACAUGUAGCAGUAAACGAGAGCAAUCUCCUUAGAAGACAAUCAAAUCAACUCAAUCUACUUCAAAUCAGCUACAUCUUCUCAUAGAAACCAAAAUGUUUAAAAUCUAUAGACCUCAUCAAAAAUUAUAAAAUGUAAGUAAUUUCUUAAGAAUUUAGAUCUCUAACAGUUCAAUAUUAACAAGAAGGAGAAUAAAAAUGGAAAUCAAAGAUCUCGAAUACUAAGAAACUAAAUGA
Messenger RNA from Paramecium octaurelia, 243 nucleotides. Lineage: Eukaryota; Ciliophora; Oligohymenophorea; Peniculida; Parameciidae. The record is from the annotation of a GenBank genome assembly.